Xenopus laevis (African clawed frog) is the source of this 5262-nucleotide messenger RNA. RefSeq names its product family with sequence similarity 83 member H S homeolog (gene sack1h.S). The transcript has 5 exons. The coding region runs from base 176 to 3916 and encodes 1246 amino acids. Gene Ontology annotation, biological process: signal transduction; intermediate filament cytoskeleton organization; positive regulation of cell migration. Gene Ontology annotation, cellular component: cytoplasm; keratin filament. Gene Ontology annotation, molecular function: protein kinase binding; keratin filament binding. The record is from RefSeq and is a predicted model, not a curated record. NCBI's taxonomy places the organism in Eukaryota, Metazoa, Chordata, Amphibia, Anura, Pipidae.
AUAUAUACACUGUAUAUACUCACUCUGUGACACACGGGGGCAGGGCUAGAGACAGAGGGAGGAGGAGACUGUGGGUGAGUCAGGAAUCCAAUGGGAGGGAAGAGACUGAGGAAGAGACAGAAAAAGACAGACAGAGACUCCCCACCUGCCCAGGUCCCCUGUGUGGUGCAACCUGAUGGCCCAUCGCUCGCAGAGCUCCUCGCAGGGGGAUAAUCCCCUGGACCCCAAUUACCUGCCCCCGCACUAUAAGGAGUAUUACCGGAUCGCUAUCGAUGUUCUGGCGGAGAGGGGCCCCGAGGCCUAUGAGGAAUUCCUUACGAAUGAGGGGGCCCCGGACUUUCUGUGCCCCUCUGAGGUUGAACAUAUCACCAAGUGUUUGCAGAGACCCCCCGAGUGCAGUCAGGAGAACCAGCACCCCGACAAUGUGUACAGCACUCAGGAAGAGGCCGACGGCUCCUCAGGGACUUACUGGCCAAUGGAGUCGGACACUGUGGCCCCAGAGCUGGAUCUCGGCUGGCCCACCAUCUAUGGCUUCCAGGGCACAGAAGUGACCACCUUAGUACACCCCCCGUCCCCCGACAACCCAACUAUCAAAGAGGAAAUACGAAGGAUGAUCAGAUCUGCCCAGCAGGUAAUUGGGAUUGUCAUGGACAUAUUCACAGAUGCAGAUAUUCUGAGUGAACUGCUCGACGCUGCCAACCGCCGCAUCCCCGUCUACAUCAUUCUCGAUCAGAUGAACUGCCAGCUUUUCCUAGAUAUGACUGCCAAGUGCCGGGUCAAUCUCAACUACGUGGAAUUCCUCAGGGUACGGACAGUCCCAGGCCCCACCUACUUCUGCAAGAAUGGAUCCACCUUCAAGGGGAAUCUUCAGGAGAAGUUUCUGCUGGUGGACUGUAACGUGGUGCUGAGUGGCACUUACAGCUUCAUGUGGUCCUUUGAAAAGAUACAUCGCAGCAUUGCCCACAUCUUCCAAGGGGAACUGGUCUCUAGUUUUGAUGAGGAGUUUCGGAUCCUGUUUGCCCAGUCUGACCCACUUAUUCCUUCUGAGAGUGCCCUGGCAAUGAUGGACAAGUCAUACAUGGGAAUGGUGCCAUUUGCUGGACACCGACCCAUGUUCGACAGGAAGCUUCACUUCAUGUAUCCCAGAGAAGAGAAUCCUUCACAGCCAUUCCCUACUUUUGGCGUAGAUCCAGAUCGACAUUACUUCCAGCCUUCGAGAAGGGAAGACAUGAUGAGGCAGAACAUGGACCCUGCAGGCAUGCGGAUGUAUGCCAAGAACUUUGGUGAUCCGAUGGAGAAAAUGCAGAUGUCGUUUAUGCAGAACAAGCAGCUGGAGGCCCUGGAGGCCUAUAAGAGACACAGCUUUGCAGAAGGAACAUUUGAGAAUUAUACCUCCUCCAGGCAGUAUAGUAGUAGGCAAAUGCACAUGAACAACAAUAAUGAUGAGUACAGAUUCCAGUCAAGCCAAGUCCAGAAGAGCCAAUUCAUGCAGUUCCAGAGUCCACUUGCCACCACACGGCCUCAGGGACUGUUUGAGAAGAUCAGAGGUGGCCGGCAGGGUUUGCAAGAGAUGGAUGAGUUUGACUCUCGAUAUCCAAACAAGGGUUUGCCAGGGGAAAGUCAUUUUGCACUUGAAGGACCUCCCAUGAGGCCCGGUUAUAACCCUUCCAAUUCAUCUCGAGAAGUGAAGCAUGGAUCAGACCAGGCCGUGAUUGGCGGAGAGGGAAGGUUUGGCCAAAGAUCUCUGGGACGACAGAAAUUCAUGUGCCAAAUAUCUCCCACCCAAAAACAGGGAAUGGAGCAGAAGUACCUUUUCCACGACCAAGAUGCAGAUAAAAAACCUCCGGAGAACAAGCAAGGUUUACGGAGCUGGAGGGUUUCCUCGUAUCUCAGUGGGAUUCAGUCAGACCAAGAUGAAGAGGGCCUGCCAAUUCCUUUAGAACCAGAACUAUACGAUGAUGCCCUGGUGCCAGUGGAAAGGUCAGUGCCAGCUACUGAAACCCUUUUGAAAUACUCCAUGGACCCAAUGCAACCAUACAAGUCCAGUUUAGUGCCACACGAUGUGCCUUUUGACAGAUCCAAUGAGAAUUUCAUGAAGUACUCUGUCGAUCCAAUACCACCUUUCAAGCCCAGCAAUGAUGUGCCUGAGCGAAAAGUUCCUGCAAAUGAGAAUCUAUCAAAAUAUUCUCUUGACCCAAUUCCGCCAUAUAAGACUUUUGGAUCCACAGGAGAGCUGUCAGUGGAAAAAGCCAAGGAAACCCCCCCUGCAGAGAAAGAGAAGGAAGAAUCCUUGUUAUCUAGACACGAUUCAUUUAGAACCAGGACAAACCCACUUAUCCAGAGGGGCUCUCGUCUGAGAUCCUCUCUCAUCUUUAGUAGUUCCAAAUUAGAGCAGCACACUUCCACUGCAGAGUCUGUCCAGGAGUUGCAGAAAGCCCAAAAUACCAGCGAAGUGGUCAGUGAAAAUGAAACUGGAAAGACCACGUCUAGAGUGGCCGAGAUCCUUCAGAAAUACAGAGGGGUCAGCAAGGACUCUAACAGCACCACAAUGACUCAAGCCAAGGCUGCUAGCAGAACCAUCCAUGAGGAGACCGAGGAUGGACAAUGCACUAGCACAGAAGCGGUGGCCUAUAAAGCAGUAGAAUCCACUGUCGAUAAAAAUGGUUCUGUGAGCCGCAUGCAGCAAGAGUCUCAGUAUAAAUCUGUAGCCACUUCUCAUUUGGAAGGCCUCCUAAGCAAAGACAGGCAGAGCAUCUCCAUGAGUAAAGUUGAACAGAUGACUUCCACUUUCCAAACAAUAGGGAGCCACUCAGCUGCUCCUCCUGAAAGAAAUGAGAGUGGACCUAUGGUAACAGAACCCACAGAGGCACAGAAACAAGGCUCCAUUAGCCACAAGCAAGAAGAGUCUCACUACAAGUCUGUAGUCACCUCUCAACUGGAAGGCCUAUUAAACAGAGAACAGCAGGUCAUCUCCAUGAGUAAAGUUGAACAGAUGACUUCCUCUAUCCAAACCGUAGGGAACAUCUCAUCUGCUCCUCCUGAAAAUAAGGAAAGUGGACCUACUAUAACAGAACUCACAGAGGUGCCACAGUCUCCAGAAAAUGCACCAAUCAGAUCCAAUUCUUCUUUCCAUUUUGGGAGUGCUCUGGAAAGUAUGUCCCAGAACCCAACUCCUUCCAGCUCCCUAAAUAAAUCAGAGGAGGACCUGGCCAAAACAGACCAGAAUUUCUUCCGUAAAGGUUCAAUAAGGUUGAAACAAUUUUUGCAAUCCAAGGCAGAGAAAAAGGCAGAAGAAGACCUCGCUUCAGAUAACACCAAGGUGGAGAAGCAGCACAGCACCCUCAGGCGCCUUUCCAAAUCUGAUAAUCAGGAGCUGGCACCCACCACGGACCCAGAGGAAAAGUCAACAAAAUCCUUAUCCGUGUCUCCUCCAAAGUCCUCCUUAACUUCUCAGAGCCGAUCUUCCACAUCCAAUGUUAUCUUCAGCAGCAAUCUCCGAGAUGACACCAAGGUUAUUCUGGAGCAGAUAUCUGCCAACAGCCAGAAGAACCGGGCUGAGAUGGUGAAACAGGCACAACAGAUCCAGGCCACCAGUGAUCCAGACACCACAACGACCAGUCCUACUGCUGAAAGCAAAACCGAGGGAACCUCCAGUGUUGACACGUCGGCCUUAAACAGGACUGGCAGCUUCCUCAGCCGCUUCUCCAAGCCGACAACGAGCUCGCCCGAUGACAGAGACAACCUGCUCAAGCGCAUGGAGAGCUUUCGCAAGGAGAAACGCGUCUACAGUCGGUUUGAGGUUUUCUGCAAGAAGGACGAGCCGAGCGCAGCCGAGGAGAAUGGUGAUGCAGACUCCAAAGAUAAGAAAGUUGGCAAAAUUUUUCCAAAACUCCUGGGAAACUUGAUUAAGAAAUAACCUCCGGCACAGAAAUUGCCGUGUUUGCCCAAGUGCCACCUUGUUUAAAUGUUCCCUGUGGGACAGCCCACAUUUUAACUCUUACCCACCUUUCAGAGACGUUGUAUAUACCAGCGGCAGGUCAUGUGAUAAACAUGUAGAGAGAGACUCCCUCAUACACUUGCCCCAAAGGAGGGCAGUUUCACACACAUUGUUGUACAUAAAGGGCUUUAAUUCUCUUGCCUACAGAAUGGGCAGAAAGUGUUAAAUAUUCACCCCAGUGAAUCUAUUUACCCCAGAAGGUGUUUAAAGGGAAAGUUAACUUGUACAUUUAGCCACUCAUCUGCUGUAACAAUGGUAAACGGUAAAAAAGACCGAAUUGGUUGCUAUGGGUAACUGCACCUUUGCCCCUCACUAAUAUGAAAAUAAUCCCGGCAACAUUGUUUUAUUUAUUUCUUGUGGUUUUGUGUUCUGACCUUGCAGAGAUGUGCGGUUGCUAGGGUUAGUUACUGUGGCAACCAGCAGGAGGAUGAAUCGGGCGAGUGGGCGCUUCUUGCUAAUUGGCUCCUGUUUGUGUCCAGUCUCUCGUAUUCAUCUUCCAUCUUGGCUUCCAGUCUCAAUGGCAGCUUGUUGGGGUCAAGAGCAAACGAAGCAACAGGAUAGAGGUGUAAAUGCCAGACUGGGGCUGCAGAACAGAAACUCAGAAACAACUGGAAAUACAAAUGAAAAGACUCAAUUAACAACAGAAGCUGAUUAGCUGGGGGGCCGCAGCAGCCUGAGUUUCUGGUCUAUAAUUGCAGUUGGCACAGAUACACUCUUGCUAUUGGUCACUUACAACUGUCAGUCAUUGGCAGCAAAUACAAUGAGAAGUUGCCACAUUCCUUUUGCUUAAGGGUUAAGUCCUGUUGGAGUGAAGCCUAUUGAACUCUCACUCCCUGUACGUUGGGGGCUGCUCUCUUUCCCAUGGUCAGUAAAGGGGGUGUGGCUUGUUCAUGACUAAGAAGUCAGUUGGGCAUCCCCCACAUUUUAUGAAUUUCUAUAGGCACAAUAAACCAACUUAAUGUAUUCUGUGCAAUCAAACUGCCCUUCCAGAAUCAGCCACUUCAGCGGCCCCAAGCACCGCCCCCUGACCAUGGGAAAGAGAGCAGCCACGCUUAGAAAAUCUGAGCUCUGCCCCUGAUUCAAUACUAGGGAGGGUUGGAUUCUUGUAUCCGGGGAGCGGGGAGUAACGGGGUAAAUGCCGAUGUGCCACCCUAAGUGUUUGUACCAUUUAUAGAACCCGUCAGUGCUGAGAUGAGACAAUAAUUUCUAUUGCUUUUAUUUUAAUGAGGGAAUAAAAAGCCCAGGGGGAGGGGUGCAAAAUCUCA